This is a messenger RNA of Chiloscyllium plagiosum (whitespotted bambooshark), 2112 nucleotides long. Its product is annotated as 5,6-dihydroxyindole-2-carboxylic acid oxidase-like. Lineage: Eukaryota; Metazoa; Chordata; Chondrichthyes; Orectolobiformes; Hemiscylliidae. Gene Ontology annotation, cellular component: melanosome. The record is from RefSeq and is a predicted model, not a curated record. Gene Ontology annotation, molecular function: oxidoreductase activity. Gene Ontology annotation, biological process: melanocyte differentiation; melanosome organization.
CGAGGUGAACAGCAGACUUUGGUAUGAGAUAAUUGGGUAUUUAAAAGACGAGGAGAGGAUUAGUUCCCAAUGAAGUCAGUCCACAUCAUCUUGAUGCAGAGAGAAAUUAGUGAAAUUGUAACAAGAAAUUGAAAGGUGUUGUUUUGAGGGGUGGGGGACAAAUGGGAUCAGUGUUUUUCGCUGCAAUCUGCCUGAUGCUGGCUGUGCUUUACUCCAGGGCAGUAUUGGCUCAGUUCCCCCGGGUGUGUAUGCAACCAGAGAUGCUGCGAAGUGGAGAGUGUUGCCCAGGUCCGAGUUCGGACCCCGCUGACCGCUGCAGCUCCAGCCGGGGACGGGGUUCUUGCGUUGAGUUAGGGGCCGAUUCGGCCCCUCACGGUCCCCAGUACCCCCACGAUGGUCUGGACGAGCGGGAGCGCUGGCCCCUGCGCUUCUUCCGCCGCGGCUGUCGCUGCGCUGCGAAUUUCGCCGGUUCCGACUGCAGCCUGUGCCGUCCGGGCUGGAGUGGGGUCGACUGCCGGAGCCCGGCUCUGCCGCUGCGCCGCCGUCAGGAUGUGCUGAGCCUGAGUGACACCAACAGGAGGCGCCUUGUCCGUGCCCUGCACCUCGCCAAGGUCACCCCUCACCCUGAGCUAGUAAUCGUUAUCCGCCACCCUGGCAACCUGAGCGCCGGGCAACUGCCCCCUUUCCAGAACAUCUCUAUUUACAACCUGUUCGUCUGGAGCCACUAUUACUCAGUCAGUAAAACCUACCUGGGCGAGGGUCGCACCUUCGGGGGCAUCGACUUCUCCCAUGAGGGGCCUGCCUUUCUCACCUGGCACCGCUACCAUCUACUGCAACUAGAACAAGACAUGCAGGUGAUGCUGCAGGACCCCACAUUUUCACUUCCAUACUGGAAUUUUGCCACAGGGAGAAAUACCUGUGACAUCUGCACUGAUGACCUAAUGGGAGCUAGAAACAAUUUUGACCCAACCUUAAUAAGUCCGAACUCGAUCUUUUCCCAAUGGCGUAACCUCUGUGAAAGUUUGGAAGACUACGAUACUCUGGGAACUAUCUGCAAUGAUACUGAGGGUGGUCCUAUCCGACGGAAUCCAGGAGGGAAUGUUGCUAGACCAAUGGUGCAGCGUCUCCCUGAUGCUCAGGACGUAGCAAAAUGUUUAGAAGUAUCUGAUUAUGAUACACCACCUUUCUACUCCAAUUCCGAAAAUAGCUUCCGAAACACAGUGGAAGGUUAUAAUGAUCCUUCAGGACUGUAUGAUCCAGCAGUUCGCAGUUUACAUAAUUUGGCACAUUUAUUUCUUAAUGGAACUGGUGGACAAACCCACUUGUCUCCGAAUGACCCUAUCUUUGUUUUACUGCAUACAUUUACUGAUGCAAUCUUUGAUGAAUGGUUGAAGAGGAGUAAAGCAGAUUUAUCAGCCUUUCCAUUUGAAAAUGCUCCCAUAGGACAUAAUCAAGAGUACAAUAUGGUUCCUUUUUGGCCUCCAGUCACCAAUGCAGAAAUGUUUGUGCCUGCAGAAAAUCUUGGCUACACCUAUGACAUUCAAUGGCCAAAUCAGCCACUUUCGUUGCUGGAGAUGAUAACUGUGGGGAUCAUAUCUGCUCUAUGUUUGGUUGCUAUUGUUUUCACAAUCUCCACGCUACUUUUACGCCGCAGAAGAAGAAAACUGUCAGCAAGUGAACUGAACCAACCUCUCUUACAGACUCCAUAUCCACAUUACUCUGAUUAUGAUGCACCAACGGUGCCCCAAAAAGCAGCACCAUCAAUCUGAAUUUCUGUUUGUGCUUUCCUUCCAGCAUAUUGGCUUGGUAUGAAAAAUACUGAUUUCAUGUAACUAGUUGUGUGCAAAUGUAUCUGAAUUGUUCAGAUCAAAGACAAACUGGAAGGAUGCUUUACAAUUUCUAAUCUUUGUAAUGAAAAUGGUUGUUUCUGGCCUAUAAAUGGAAGCUGUAAUGGUUUUUAAUUUAAAACUCAAAGUUUGAGAACUUUGUGGUUGACAAAUCUAACUUUUCUGCUAAAUUGAUUGACAAAAACUUUGACUUCAAUAAACACACUAACCACCAUGAAAUUAAUAUUGCUGUUAUCAUCAAAUAAAAUGACCCUUUGAAAUAGGA